AGAUCAUGCAUGAUGUGAUCAAGAAGGUGAAGAAGAAGGGGGAGUGGAAGGUGUUGGUGGUGGAUCAGCUGAGUAUGAGGAUGCUGUCCUCCUGCUGCAAGAUGACGGACAUCAUGACAGAGGGCAUAACCAUUGUGGAAGAUAUCAACAAGCGCAGGGAGCCCCUCCCCAGCCUGGAGGCCGUGUACCUCAUCACUCCGUCCGAGAAGUCCGUCCACUCUCUCAUCAGUGACUUCAAGGACCCACCGACUGCCAAGUACCGGGCGGCGCACGUGUUCUUCACCGACUCUUGUCCAGAUGCCCUUUUUAAUGAGCUGGUGAAGUCGCGAGCAGCCAAAGUCAUCAAAACUCUGACGGAAAUCAACAUCGCGUUCCUCCCGUACGAGUCCCAGGUGUACUCCUUGGACUCUGCCGACUCCUUCCAAAGCUUCUACAGUCCCCACAAGGCUCAGAUGAAAAACCCCAUCCUGGAGCGCCUGGCAGAGCAGAUUGCCACGCUGUGCGCCACCCUGAAGGAGUACCCGGCUGUGCGGUAUCGGGGGGAGUACAAGGACAAUGCCUUGCUGGCUCAGCUAAUCCAGGACAAGCUCGAUGCCUACAAAGCUGAUGACCCAACAAUGGGGGAGGGCCCGGACAAGGCGCGCUCCCAGCUCCUGAUCCUGGACCGCGGCUUUGACCCCAGCUCGCCUGUGCUUCACGAGCUGACCUUCCAGGCUAUGAGUUACGACCUGCUGCCUAUUGAGAAUGACGUGUACAAGUACGAGACGAGCGGCAUCGGAGAGGCGCGGGUGAAGGAGGUGCUCCUGGAUGAGGACGACGACCUGUGGAUCGCACUGCGCCACAAACACAUCGCCGAGGUGUCCCAGGAGGUCACCCGGUCUCUGAAAGACUUCUCCUCCAGCAAGAGGAUGAACACUGGAGAGAAGACCACCAUGCGGGACCUGUCCCAGAUGCUGAAGAAGAUGCCGCAGUACCAGAAGGAGCUCAGCAAGUAUUCAACCCACCUGCACCUUGCUGAGGACUGCAUGAAGCACUACCAAGGCACCGUAGAUAAACUCUGCCGAGUGGAGCAGGACCUGGCCAUGGGCACAGAUGCCGAGGGGGAGAAGAUCAAGGACCCCAUGAGAGCCAUCGUCCCCAUUCUGCUGGACGCAAACGUCAGCACUUACGACAAAAUCCGCAUCAUCCUCCUGUACAUCUUCUUGAAGAAUGGUAUCACUGAGGAGAACCUCAACAAGCUGAUCCAGCACGCCCAGAUCCCCCCGGACGACAGCGAGAUCAUCACCAACAUGGCGCACCUGGGCGUGCCCAUUGUCACUGACUCCACAUUGCGCCGCAGGAGCAAGCCCGAGCGGAAGGAGCGCAUCAGUGAGCAGACCUACCAGCUCUCACGAUGGACCCCGAUUAUUAAAGACAUCAUGGAGGAUACAAUCGAGGACAAACUUGACACCAAGCACUACCCUUACAUCUCCACUCGCUCCUCUGCCUCCUUCAGCACCACUGCUGUCAGUGCCCGCUAUGGACAUUGGCACAAGAAUAAGGCCCCUGGGGAGUACCGCAGUGGCCCCCGCCUCAUUAUUUUCAUCCUUGGGGGCGUGAGCCUGAACGAGAUGCGCUGUGCUUACGAGGUGACCCAAGCCAGCGGGAAGUGGGAGGUGCUGAUAGGUUCUACUCACAUUCUUACUCCCACCAAAUUUCUCAUGGACCUGAGACACCCCGACUUCAGGGAGUCCUCUAGGGUAUCUUUUGAGGAUCAGGCUCCAACAAUGGAGUGAGAGCCAAAGAAACAAAGAUCCACGCACAUCCUCACCCCACAGAAGCUGCUGGACACCCUGAAGAAGCUCAACAAAACAGAUGAAGAAGUGAGCAGUUAAGAGCUCAGCCGCCCUCCUCCACAGGACCCUCCCACAGUGCUCCGCGGCCCGCGCCCGCCUCCUCCGUUACUCUGCUGACCCCUGUCCGUUGCCUCCCUGCUCUGCACGCCCUGGCCGGCCCUGUUGCCGCUGCGUUCUUGUGUUUAAUGAUGCCCUCUUCUGUUUGAAACAAAAGAAAAUCAUGCAUUGUGUUUUUUAAAGAGUAUCUUCUAUAUGUACCCUAAAAGGACAGCGACGCGCUGCAGAAGUCCGCGGGCUGCCGGGAUGAGUGGACGGCCCCUCCCCGUGGUCUGUGACGCCGUGACCUUGUACAUAACCCGGCUUGGCGCGUGCAGAUUGCUUGAGUCUGGAAAGGUAGCAGCUUGGUGUUUUACAGACUGGUGUGGGCUGUUCGCGUUGUUGUUAGAACCACCGGGCUGUUCCUGCUGAGGACUCGUCUGCGGCCUGCACUCCAGUUCCCCUCCCGGCCCUGGUGCCUGCUCUCAUCCAGGUCAGCUGGGAAGUGGCCCUCUGGGGACACCUCGCAACAUCCGAGGUGGCACUGACCUCUUCGCUUUCGCUGGCAGCUAUGCCCCCAGUGGCACUGCUAUGGGUGGGGCUGAGGGUUCCACGGGCAGCCAGGCUGGGUGUCAGCUGGCAUCCCGUCGCCCACAACCUGUCACUGCCCCCUGCUGGCCCGUGUGCACAAGGUGUGCACGAGGGAAGUCUCACUGCAGUCCAAGUCCUGGUGCCCAGAGAAGCAAAAAGCAGACUUGCACCAGAGAUCUCGGUCUCCCUGGGAGAAACGCUUGGGCAUAAUGUGCGGACCAGCCCCCUCCCUUCCCUGGCGUCACCGCACUCGCCCCUUCCCCGAGUGGCGUCAGCCUGGGUAGGGACGGAGAGUCGGGCGUGGAGGCGCGCGAGGCAGGUGCUGAGGCUGUCGACAGGGCCCUUUGCUGGGCCUGAGGGUGGCCACUGGGCUUGCCCAGCCCCUGCACCGGCUCAGCAGGCAGCUGUGUCGAGCGUCCUCAGUUUCAGGUACCCCGAGUACUCGGUCGCGUGUCCUCGUGCUUGUAGACAAAACGAUCAUUUUAUUCCCUGUAUAAAAUCGUAGCUGUACAAAACUUCGCUCUAAAGCAAAAGUUGAAGAAGGGAAUGCCGGGAGGACGGCCAUCCGCGGGACUCGGCAGCUCCGCCCCGCGGUGUGAGCUCGCCGCGUUCUGCUGCUGUGCAGUAAAAUGGCAGUGGAAGUCACAGAAGCGUCCCCGGCCCAGCCCCCAGCCGCCCUUUAACCCCGCGGACCGUGGACACUCCGUGUCUCGUGAUUGUCGUUGCAAACGUGGUGUGUGCUAGUGCAGCCGCCCCGCCCGCCCGCCCGCCCCGGGUGCCGGCUGUGUCCCCUCCCCCCAGGUUAGUUUUCAGGGCUCCGCCGGCUCCCCGCUCCCUGCAGCCCCUGCUCCUCGGGACAGCACUGUAGGUACCCGCAUCGGUUCGUUCCUUACGUCGUCGCUGCUGGCCCGUCCCUGCCCCCCAGACCACGCGAUGCUCACGCUUCAGGACCUUGUUCGUCGAACGUGUUGGCUUUCCUUUCUGUUAUUUAUAUAUAUAAAAUAAUUUAUCAAAAGGAUAUUUUAGAAAAGCUGGUCUGUCUUGAGCCUUGUUGACCUGGCAUUACCGGAUCUCCGUGUUUGGAAGUACUGAAGCACAAACUUGCAUUAUCUCUGUACCGUUCUGUACAAGCCCUCGCGUCUACUCAAUAAAGAAAUCAGCACCCA
This is a messenger RNA of Oryctolagus cuniculus (rabbit), 3628 nucleotides long. The record is from RefSeq and is a predicted model, not a curated record. NCBI's taxonomy places the organism in Eukaryota, Metazoa, Chordata, Mammalia, Lagomorpha, Leporidae.